Anopheles funestus (African malaria mosquito) is the source of this 2346-nucleotide messenger RNA. RefSeq names its product beta-1,3-galactosyltransferase brn. The transcript is spliced from 2 exons. The record is from RefSeq and is a predicted model, not a curated record. Gene Ontology annotation, molecular function: hexosyltransferase activity; UDP-glycosyltransferase activity. NCBI's taxonomy places the organism in Eukaryota, Metazoa, Arthropoda, Insecta, Diptera, Culicidae. Gene Ontology annotation, cellular component: membrane. Bases 458 to 1654 code for a protein of 398 amino acids.
GUCGUUUGUUUACUACUUGCUCAAGUGCCGGAAAACCGAAACAAUCCGCUGUCGCCCGCUAGCCAUCAUGUGUUGAAUAUUAAAAUAGUUUUCCUUUUUUCCGUUUUUUCACGCGACAAAACACUUUUAGCUGAAUGUAACCGCACUAGCUUGUCGAUUCACUAGCACAUAUUGUCCGGCAAUGUGUUAUCCAUGUUUCCUGUAGCGGUCUCGUGUGUACCGAAACAUCAACAAUAAACAUCUCCUGCGCCGCUGGUAGAAGUGUGUGGGCAAUCUAAUUAAGGUUUGCCUUGCGUAGCCAGACAAGCGUACGCGUUAAUUAAAUUUAUGUGGUACAUCUCAUACCCGGGCUGUGUAAUUAUGUAAGCGCGGUCGGAUACAACCGUAUCCGCCGUAUUCUAGCGUGUGUAACGGCAACAACAAAUACAACUCCACACCCAUCGACUGUGCGUUCGCUAUGCUGCCAAGAAUCUGUGUGAAGUUGAAGCUCAAGUAUGUCCUGGCAUCGGUACUCGGUCUGUACACGCUACAGUUCUUCGGUGCCUUUACACACUUUUUCGAGAAGGAUUUUGAGGCGACGUUUGAUUAUCCGUUGAAUGGUGACAUUUUGUCCGAUGUGUACCAGCUGCGCCAUGGUCAGCAGCCUGCCAGACAACCCAUCAAUCGGUACAACUAUUCCUACAUCACGGACUGUGAGCACAAGUGUAAGGAAGAUGAUCGUCUGAUUGCGCCCCGGUUGGUCUUCGUAAUUAAAUCAGCCAUGGAACACUUUGAUCGACGGGCCACAAUUCGCAAGACUUGGGGUUACGAGCGGCGCUUCUCGGACGUCAAGAUACGCACCGUGUUCGUGUUGGGCCGGUCGCGCUUCGUCCCAAACAGGCGCUUGCAGUCGCUGGUAGAUCUCGAGUACAGCACGUACCGGGACAUCAUUCAGGCGGACUUUGUGGACGAUUACUUUAACAACACGAUCAAAACCAUGAUGGGUUUCCGGUGGGCGGUUAAUUACUGUCCACGGGCCAAGUUUUACAUGUUUGCGGAUGAUGAUUUCUACGUUUCGGCUAAGAAUCUGCUCCGAUACGUACGGAAUCCGGUCAACUAUCCGGAGUAUUUGGAAGAAACGGACGAGGCAUUACGGAAGCUAGCCCGCCGAUUAGCACACACGACGGACAAUAAUGGAGAGAAUCGAACAGGGUUGGAGGAGAGUGGGACAGGCAUGAACCUCACCCGUACCAAACGGCAGCUAAUGACAGAGAUGGAACUUCCGCCAAAUGUGAAGCUUUUUUCUGGGUUUGUGUUUCGAUCGGCACCGCACCGUCAUCGGAGCAGCAAGUGGUACGUUUCGCUCGAGGAAUAUCCUUGGGAUAUGUGGCCAACGUACGUUACUGCCGGUGCAUUCUUACUGUCCCACGAGGCACUAUUCGAGAUGUAUUACGUCAGCAUGUACACGAAACAUUUUCGUUUCGAUGAUAUCUUUUUAGGAAUUGUUGCAAUGAAGGCAGGAAUUGAACCGCUCCAUUCGGAGGAAUUUUACUUCCAUAAGGCACCCUACUUGGGCCCACAGAGCUAUAAGUACGUUCUGGCAACGCACGGGUACGAUGAACCAGCUGAACUGACCAAAGUGUGGAACGAAAUACGAGCUUCCGGUUAUGCGUAGAACCGAUCAGCGAAAUACAACAGAAAACGUUGGGCCUGCAUUUAUCAGAAUCCCAAAAGAAGACACACGCAAACAUGAAAGCGAACGCACCAACUCGCCAAUGGGGCACGCUUGUAUGCGACAAAUACGUACGCCGACGUAGGAGAAUCGUUACCAGUUAUCUUUCCUAGUGUAGGCUAGUGGUUUUUUCACUUUUAUCACCCUUCCCACCUUACGAACAAAAGAGGGACUCAACACGGAUCGAUAGUGAAGUAUUUCCCUUUGUUUUAGUCUCCCCUCUUUCCAAAACGUACAUUUAACCAAUAUUGCGAACAAACAGCAAACAAGAGGCUACUACAGCACGUGAAGAUGGACGGGUGUGUUUGAAGCCCCGUAAUCCACCUAAAAGAUUGGAAUGUAGACACCGGUGUAGAUCAUUAGAAGGUUCGUUUCAUUAGCGUGUUUCAUCAGGGUAUUUCUUCAAGAGUGGUUAGACAACGAAUACUAGUAACUUUAGAGCCGUCGUGUUUUUUUCCUCCACCGGAGGAUAAAGCUGGACUGUGGUAGCGGAUAGCGAUCGGUUGCGUUUUUACAGCAGCGGCAGGUGUUUUUUGCUCGUAUUUAUCUUUCUCUAUAUACCCAACAAUUGUGAUAGCAUCAAAUGAAGAAACAUAAUAAAACAAACAACUUACGUCUUGGAUUCAAAACAUAAA